CUCUAUUGCCUCUAUUGCCUCUAUUGCCUCUAUUGUCCAAAUUUUUACUCGCCAAUCCUAAAGUUACCUUUGUCUUCCGGCCGGUAUUCAAGUGUAUCUAUCGCUUUCAAAUUACUUCCCGUCGAUCGCCUGGUGCCGUCCCGAAAGAAGUCCUUGUCUAUUACCAACUCAUUCGCUUGUGUAUUCUGUCACUUCUGUCCCAAGAAGGGAAAUAAAAGUUCUGAACCGUAUCCUCGGGUCACGUACAAACGUGCACAUCAUCUGACGGAUCACCACCUCCCUUUGUACAUCUCUCCACCUUAGAUGUCGAUCCGUUCCCCUCGUUCUUCGAGAGGCUUUAUGCAAUUGGGUGCCUCACGACCUGAAAUGGACAACGAGAUCCCCUUGACUCAAGUUCGGAGCAAUGCCAGCUCGACUGGCGCUAGAAAGCCCAACCAAGGCAAUGUAUCCGGCUUCAGUCCAGAAAGUCAGAACUCUCCCGACGAGAAUGAGAAGCAUGGCUUCUUCCACCGUGGUCGGAGGAGAGCUAAGGUACAAGAGCCUACCGGGGAUGAUACCCUAGCUACUGAGGGGACGUCCCUCAACGCCAUGGGAAAGCUCUACAAUAAGGUCAUUCAUGCUUCCGUCGUCACACGAUAUCUCGUGUAUAUCGUUCCCAUAGCUUUGCUAUUGGCUAUUCCUCUCAUUACUAUCCCAGCAACAGGCAACAAAGACACCAUUCUAGUCGGUCAUGGCCCACGAACCAAUGCAGAAUCCGAGACCCCCGCCGUGUAUUCGCCUGGACCACAGCUAUUCGACCUUUUCCUCUGGAUAGAACUAGCGUGGCUGAGUUUAUGGGUGGGCAAAGUCGUUGCCCACCUUCUUCCUCCUCUGUUCAUGUUUUUCACAGGAGUUGUCAGUGCAGGAACUCGCAAAUAUGCCGUCGUCAUCCGUGCCCUCGAGAUACCCCUUUCGCUUUUCUUUUGGGCCCUGGCCGACUUCUUCUUGUUCACUGGCUUAAUUAACACCAAGUACAACAACGUUGAAUGGGUUACCGUAAUUCGGAGAAUCCUGGGAGCGCUUUUCGCUUCUUCUGCCGUCUUCCUCGUGGAGAAGGCUAUCAUUCAACUGAUCAGUGUAACAUAUCACCAAAGGUCCUUUGCCAACCGAAUCAAAGACUCCAAACGAGAAGUCCAUCUCCUAGGCUUGAUGUACGAUGCCUCUCGGCAGUUGUUUCCCAUGUACUGCCGAGAGUUUAUCGAAGAGGACGAGCUUAUUAACGAUAGUAUCGAGAUAAUGCUCGCUGGCGGGAAGAAGGGGAGAAAAAACAAGAGGAACGGGGCAGCUACUCCUAUGAGACUGAUUGGAAAUGUUGGUCGCAUUGGCGACAAAGUCACAUCCGUGUUUGGAAACCUCGCCUCUGAGAUUACCGGCAAGCAAGUAUUCAACCCAAACUCUGCCCAUUCGAUAGUCGUAGAGGCCUUAGAGAAAGUUAGGACUUCAGAGGCGCUCGCGAAACGAAUUUGGAUGUCAUUUGUUGUCGAGGGUAACGAGGCCCUCUACGUGGAUGAUAUCAUCGAGGUUCUCGGCCCGGCCCAUCAUGAAGAAGCCGAAGAAUGUUUCGGGGCAAUCGACGCAGAUGGGAACGGGGAUAUCAGCCUCGAUGAAAUGAUUAGGAAGGUGAUUGAGACUGGAAAGGAGAGAAAGGCCAUUGGAAACAGCAUGAAGGACAUUAGUCAAGCCUUAGCUGUGUUCGACCAAGUCCUCCUCUUUGUCGUCCUCCUAAUUGUUAUCUUCAUAUUCCUCGCAUUCUUCCAGAGUACGUUUAUUACCACUCUUGCGACUGCCGGCACAGCUUUACUCUCGCUGUCUUUCGUUUUCGCCGUCACUACGCAGGAAUUCUUGGGUUCCUGCAUUUUCCUGUUCGUCAAGCACCCCUACGAUGUUGGAGACAGAGUCGAUAUUGCGGGAUCGGAGAAAGAGCAGUUGGUUGUUGAAAAGAUAUCCCUGCUCUACACUGUCUUCAAUCGCAUCGAUAAGAUGCAGGUCGUCCAGGUGCCAAAUAUUGUCUUGAACAAUCUUUGGAUUGAAAACGUUACCCGCAGUAAAGCCAUGAAGGAAGUCAUCGACAUCAACGUUUCGUAUGAUACAUCUUUUGAGGAUAUCGAGCUUUUGCGGGCUGAGAUGGAGAAGUUUGUGAGGGCGCCUGAGAAUUCGCGAGACUUCCAGCCGGAUAUCUCGAUUGCAGUUGCAGGAGUCGGUGAUUUAGACAAGCUUCAGCUAAAGGUCGCCAUCAAGCACAAGUCGAACUGGCAUAACGACGCUAUCCGCGCCACCCGGCGCUCUAAAUUUAUGUGUGCACUUACCCUCGCCUUGAAAAAGGUGCCUAUCUAUGCGCCUGGUGGAGGUACUGAGGCAUUGGGCGGCCACACGAACCCAACCUAUUCCGUCAGUGUUACAGACAGGGAAGCCGCCGCCGCUCGUGACAAGGCCAACCAAGAAAAAGAAGCUUUACGUUUGGUGCCUUCAGCACCCGCCGUAGACCCUUCGGAAUCUGACAAGUCUGGUGGCCCCUUGGACCGAGAGGCGAAGGCCGCUCAGGGUAUCAACUCUUUGAACCCCGCUACAGCAGUAGCUGAUACCUGGCGGGAUGACGAGAAAGAUGAACCUCGUCACGGGUCGAUGGAACGCCAACGUUCGCAUGAUAUAGAAUCUAUCCGCCUAGACCUCCAUAAGAGAGAGAGUCAGCGCAGCGGUGGCCGUCGCCGGGCAGGCGAGACUUUGCCUCCGCCAUCAUCAGGUGGGAACCCUCCUGGGUUCCAAGUCACCCAACAUAUGGGAGGAUUUGAUGAAGAAGCGCAGGUGGGCGGGCCGAACCCGUACCAUGCUGGCCAGUCUGGAAACUCCUUGCACCCUCAAGCGUCGACGCGCACCAACCGAUCGGGUGGGCGAACCUCGGGUAGCAUGCGAAGAAAUGCGCCAGGUGACUCUCACCAGCAGCGCUAGAGCCGCGGAUAUUCUAUACCUUGACCGAUUCUUUUCUUUUCUCGUUAGUAGACAUCCGUAAAUUAGAUUAUGGAUCUUUGAUUAGGGACGGCGUUUGAAACGGGGUGGAAUGAUGAUACAAUUAAAACGCAUGGAUUCGCUCGGCUGUUGUCAGAAGGGCUCUGGCAGCGUCACGAAGUCUAUAGGUGAUAAGGUGAAGGCCUGUGGAGGGGUUUAUAGACAGUAACGUCGGUGGAGACGUGAAUGAGUGUUAUGAUGAGGACAGAUCACUUGCAGACAGAUCAUAAAUUGUAGAUUACGACGGUCGAUGACAGAACGUGUCUUGGUGGAUUACCUAAACUAGAUAGCCUUAUUGUAUUGAUUACCGUGGUUAAC
Molecule: messenger RNA, 3360 nt
Organism: Hypoxylon fragiforme
Lineage: Eukaryota; Fungi; Ascomycota; Sordariomycetes; Xylariales; Hypoxylaceae
Product: Mechanosensitive ion channel-domain-containing protein
Exons: 2
Coding region: 304-2985 (893 amino acids)
Biological process (GO): calcium ion transmembrane transport; intracellular calcium ion homeostasis
Cellular component (GO): membrane
Molecular function (GO): calcium channel activity; calcium ion binding
Source: RefSeq, a predicted model, not a curated record